UUGCAAGUGUGUGACUUGUGUGAAAUGGAGUCAGAACAGCAUAGGGCUAUUGGCAAAGAGGAAUUUGAAAAAGAACACUAUGAUAUGGCAGAAUACGCAUACACUACAGCUAUAUAUUUCAGUCCUGAAAGUUUUGUCCUAUUCAGCAAUCGAGCUCUGUGCUAUAUUCGGAUGCAGAAAUACGGGAAGGCUUUGUCAGAUGGAAAGAAAGCAAUUAUACUUAAAAACACCUGGCCAAAGGGUCAUUACCGGUUUUGUGAAGCCCUGUUUGCUCUUGGAGAAAUGGAGCGGGCAAUUGCAUCCAAUGAGAAAGCACAGGAAUUGUGCCGAGACUCCCAGGAGGGUAUCAAAGACUUGAUCCAACAGCAUAGCAGAUUUAGAAAGCCGAUGAAAGGAGCUUCAGGAAUCCCUGUGCUGAAAUCUAGAAAGAAAUCAACCUCUGACAAAAAAAUUGACACACAGUCGGCUACAGAUAAAGAAAGUAAGGGCCUUCAAACCACUGCAGUAGAGGAAACUCCACCAAAGGAGACCGCUAAUACAACUAAUGUGGGAACGGAAGAUGGCUUGGAAAGCGCCUCUGUGCUGCAGCACAAGAAAGGGAAAUCCAAGGGAAAAAACUGUGAAUCGAAUGAAAAAAUAAAGGCUGUAAAUACAAAAAAUGACUCCAAGGAAGCCCAGAAGAUUUUAUCUCCUCCCCACACACAGAUGGAUCUGACCUUGGUAGCGGAUAUGGUGAAGUCUCUUGUGCGUGAUGCUCAAGAAGCUCUAUCUGACCAGCGAUGCCACAGCGCUGAGGGAAUGCUCUCCCAGGUGCUAGAAAUAUUGAGCCAGCACGAUAUCCAGAGCCUUCGCCUUACUAAGAUAGAUCAUGUUAUUCUCAUAUAUGGACAUGCAAAUGCUCUACUUGGCAUUAGGAAAUGUGUGGAAUUGGAAAGGGCUGAAAGACGCUUAAAGGAAAUUAUCCAACAGCACUCUAAAGAAAGGUUUAACUGUUUGGCUUUCUAUUGCAUCGGUAACGUUUAUCUCAAGCAAAAUCGGUUUUCUGAUGCUUUGAAUCAAUAUGUGAGGUCUAAGACCAUGCUGAUGCACAAGAUGGUUCCAGGAGUGCUAACCUGGCCAACAACAUCUAUUGUCAUUGAAGAGACCAGGCCAGAAAAAUUACAGAUUCUCUUGGAUAACCGCAUAGAGGAAUGCAAAUUUCCACCUAAACCCGAUGCGGUUUGCCGCUUUGAGCAGUGUUUGAGUUUACCUAAAAUCCAGAUCUAUUUUACAGACCCUGAUUUCAAGGGCUUUAUCCGUAUGGUGUGUUGUCAGUACUGUAUAGUUGAAUUCCAUGUUUGUUGUUGGAAGAAGUUGAAGGCCACUGCAUAUUCUGAUAAGAAUGACAAGGAUUUCCUAAGAUACUCCUGUCUGACCCCAGACUGCAGAGGACUUAUUUCUCAUAUUGUAAUAUAUGAUUCUACAGGGGAAAUAAAAUGUGAGUUUGAAGAUAAAAUAGUAAAGAAGAAAGAACCACAUAAACCUGCUGUAAAACACAAAGGCACAAGUGGCAAAAAACAUAAAGCUAAGCAUGAAAAUAAAGCAGAGCGGAAGAAAGUAUUCGAGGAAGAACACCUAGAUCAGCCACAUAGUGGUAAUAGAGGGAAACGUCUAGAGAAGAUUCCGCCUGAUCCAGUUGUGAGUAAUGGCUACCAUAUACCAUGGGAUCCUUUGUUGAUGCAAGUAAUACAGAAACAGCAGCUGAUAAUUAGGGGAUGCCCAUUAUCCUUUCCUAAAUUUUGGGACUCUAUAGCUGCAUGGAGAGUUAUAAGUGUACAAGAACUGAGCGAAUUUGACAAGCAUGCCAGCCUACCACCUCCGUCCAGUAACAAGAUGAAAAAUCUUCUCAAUCAUCUCUACAAGCUAAACGACAGAGUCAAAAUCAGAGUUCUUCUCUAUCUGCUAAAAGUUCACCAUGAACAUAUAUCUAGUGAUCUGCACAAGUGGAUCUUGAUGAUAGAUGAAAAAGGUCUGCAGGCUGCAGAAGGUUUCCGCAUUCGCAGUCAAGAACAUUUGAAAAGUAUUAAACCCCAGGAUCUCAUUAGCUUAUGGAAUGCAUCUUAUGGGAAGAACAUAAACCAUGAAAUAGCAGAUUCCUUAUCCAACAGCCUGUAUGACACCCUGUCUAAUAUGAGCAUACAGGGUUUUCGGUGUUUUGUGUGGUUUCUUGAGGAGAAUCGGAACAUUGAAUCUGUAUCCACCUUAGGAAAAGAAUUAGAUAAAUAUUUUCAAGAGAUGGGU
Molecule: messenger RNA, 2280 nt
Organism: Staurois parvus
Lineage: Eukaryota; Metazoa; Chordata; Amphibia; Anura; Ranidae
Source: the annotation of a GenBank genome assembly